Molecule: messenger RNA, 1605 nt
Organism: Aspergillus chevalieri
Lineage: Eukaryota; Fungi; Ascomycota; Eurotiomycetes; Eurotiales; Aspergillaceae
Gene: ergS
Product: protein ergS
Exons: 1
Coding region: 1-1605 (534 amino acids)
Biological process (GO): phospholipid homeostasis
Molecular function (GO): aminoacyltransferase activity
Source: RefSeq, a predicted model, not a curated record
AUGUCGACUCAAUCAGGGUCGCCAUCGUUGUUAUCGCGGGAUGGAGGUAAGACGAAGCAGCGGUCAAGGCGACAAAAUGCGAACAAGCCAUCCGCGAAAAAGAAAAACGAGAAGCAGCAGUUGUUGUUUGACUCCGUGGCUGAAUUGCUGAACCGUCAGUGGUGUAUUGAUCAUAUCAAUCAUUCAUCGUUUCAUCUUUCGUCUGAACGACAACACUAUCGUCCCUAUUCCUCUGCUCCUUUAUCGCUUCCCAAACACGAACCCUAUCAGAGCGCGAACGCUGAGUCGUCGCAAGAAGAACAAGCCCGCCGCAGCCGGAGCGAUGGAGGAAGCAGACCAACGACGCUUGUGAACUCGAUCAGCAAUCCUCCAUCCAGUCGAUCUUUACCAUCCCAUCAUGAAUACAAUUCCGAUUAUCCAAACCAUUCUGAUCUAUCCCGUGAGCGAACCCAGCGACCACAAAUAAGCACCAGCGUGGAUAUCGCCGCACCAGACGCAUUCCAAGACGACGAUAUACGAAAACUAAUAACCCGACUCGCUGCACAAUACGGCCAUGUUUCACACAUGGGAUUGCUAGACCCGAGCUAUAAAUUCUUCGUCAAUGGUUCCCGGACGGGCGUGUUGUCGUAUAAGCUCCAGAACCAGGUUGCUAUAGUCACUGGGGACCCGUUAUGCGAUCCGGCAAUUUUGGGAGAUAUCCUGCAUGAAUUCAAGGUAUACAGGAAGCGACGGCGCUGGGGGAUAGUCAUCAUGGGUGCGAGCGAGGUAUUCAUGAAAUACGCUCGGCAGCGCGGGUGGACGGCGAUGCAGUUCGGUGUUGAACGGGUCUUGAAUCCAAUGGAUAACGAAAUUCUCCUGGAACGACAUGGAAAGAGGAUCAUAACGCAAAACAAGCACCUCCUAGACCCCCAAAAAGGAGGAAUCUCACUAGGCAUAUACAUACCCUCCGUUCGAACCGACCCAAUACUCCAACGCGAGUUAAUGGAAGUAUACGACUCCUGGCGCCACAUGCGCAGCGAAACCGCCCGCGGCAAAUCCCAAGCCUUCAUAACAAUAUACGACCCCUUCUGCCUCCCCGACCUCAUGAUCUUCAUCUACGCGCGUGGUGCCAACGGUGCAGCAUUGGGCUUCGCAGCCCUCCGUCGCAUAUGCGAUUCCCGCGCGUACCACCUCGACCCCUGCGUCGCGGCACCCUGGUCACCUAAGGGCGUCAGCGAACUCCUAACGUACACUUCAAUGAUAUUGCUCAACCAAAUGAACAUAUUCUCGCUAAGUUUCGGAUACGAACCGCUCCAGUCACUGGGUGAGAUGAUGGGUAUCCCUUCCGGGAUAGAAAAAGUCAUUCGACAUGUGCAUCAUUAUACAUUUCGACGGCUACCGCUGGCCGGGAAGAAGGCAUAUCAUGAUAAAUUCCGGCCGGAUGAGAGACAGGAUGCGGGAGUUUGGUUGGUGUUUCCGGGAGGCGUGCCUGGGUUGAGGCAGGUGUUUGCUGUGGCUCAUGUGGCGCAUAUUAGUAUACGGAAGUUGGCGUGGCCGGAGGGGAGGAAGGGGAAGACAAGGGAUGGGGCGCGGAAGUGUGUUGCUGAGAAGAUGGAGCCGAGUUGA